GUAUAAUUUAGAACGGUGUAAAAUCUGCGAUGAAAAAGCAGAGCUUGAAGUUUGCGCACAUUGUGAUCGACGGGCUUGUAAAGACUGCCGUGCAACGCAUAUGGAUAUGCUCAAACGUGACUUGUCCAGAAUGUUGAAUCAGGUGAAACGUUUAUCAAACCGUGUCACUGAGGCAUCUGACGGUUUGAGCAAAGGCGUUGAGCUACUGACGUUGAACUGCGAAACCACAAAGGAUGAGGUCAAAGAAUAUUUUCGACGGUACUUUCGGGAGUUAAAGAAAAGAGAGGAGGCGUUUUUACAAGAGAUCGAGACGUUUCACUUGAACGAAACUCGUUUAAUGCGAAACUUACGAGACGUUUUAGAAAUUGAAAGUUCUAAUAUGAGUGAAGGAUGUGCCUAUCUUGAAGCUGCGCUGAAGGGCGAAAGAGAAGUUCAGGAUGCUGAACUUGUUAAAUUCAAAAAUGUUUUCUCUGAAGGUUUAGAGUAUUUGAGAAAUUUUCAGCCAGAUGCGGAUGAAUUGUUCUCAAAGAAGCUUCGGUUUUCUCCAGGGGACGAUGCCUCCAAGUUACCAACAGCGAUUGCAAACUUUGGCGAGCUAACUGUACUUUUACCACAAUUCGCUGGGCGCUAUUUGCCUUUGGAACAGUCUUAUUUGCCUAAACCAAUAAAAUUAGGUUAUGAAUCUGAUAAUUAUAAGUUCUCUGCGCGUAGGGUAGAUCCCGAAGAAACUCGCAGUGAUGUGCGGUCCACAAGGUAUUCGAGGAAUGAUGAGGAUGUUAUGUCAAUCCGUUAUCGAAGGCGUCAGCAGAUGGAAGAAGAGGCCUGGAACAGGUUACGAGCAAGCAACACAGACAGUGGAAGACAGUCGCCCGGUGUUUUGCGUUCACCAGGAAAUAGUCCAUGGAGUCGUACAGUUGUGGCGAGUGGGGGAGUUACUCCGGAUGAAAAUGCUGGUGAAGUUCAUAAUAGUUUGGAACCUUCGGCAGCAAAAGUGGCCGAGUGUGCAAGAACGAUGAACACUUCGCAACCUUCUGAAGCCCAACCAACAACGCUCACCGUCCCCACAUCUGGUUCUAGAAGGAGUGAAAACAAUCAGAGUUCUAGUAAUCAUGACGACAGCCGCCCUUUGUCUGCCAUAGAUGAUUUAGGAAGUUUUUCGACGAACAAUUCUAGGGCGAAACCGUACAUAGAUCAGUAUAUUUCGAAUAACUAUCAUUCUGCAGCUACUGAACAAGAAGAUGAUAAUAACGCGACAAAUGGAGGUUCCAGCGGAACCCAAGUGGAAGACAACAGGCAACUAUUUGGAAAUCAUUCUGGCUCCUCAAGAAAAGAGAAUUUCGAUCCCCAGGUUUCAAAAGCUGCACUUAAAAUUACUCGCAAGCCGCCACUCCCUCGGCAAGCCUCUAGUGAAGAUACAAGUCUUAAUGAAAAAAUUGAAAACAUUCGUGCGGCUCAUGAGAAACGACGUCUUCGUAACAGACAGAUAGUCGACCCAGCUAACGAUCAAUCAACAGCUGCCCAGUCAAGCGAAGAAAACGACAGCGAUACUGAUCCAGUACAACCAGCCACAAUUGCACCUGCUAGAUUUCGCAUAAUAAGCCGUACAUCGAGUAAUUAUGAUGUACCUAAAACAGUGCAACCUUCUGUUACUACACAGCAGCCUAAUGUGCCUAAAACUGCACCAACGCAGCCAGAAACUCCUCCUGACACACCCUCUCUUCCAAUACCGAUAACUCAUUAUCCAGGUGAGAUCCCUCCCUGGUUGUUAAGACGGCGGCAGCGUUUCCAACGCUCUAAGACAAAUCCAGAUAUGACUGCGGUAUUGACCGCAGCUAAUAACUAUUAUGGUACAACACCUCUAUCCCCAGUAGGAACUACUAAUCCUUCUAGUCGUGUACAACAACUUUUACUUGAACGUUCGAAUCGUUUAGACUCAACAACGCAGCGAUUUAUACCACCACCACCUCGCCAAGACAGUACAGACGCUUCAAAUACUACGGAUACCGAUACUCCAGUAAAUAUACUUUCCGAUCGACGUUCUCGGUUCCGAAGGCGGUCAUCUGCAGCUAAUCGUCGAGACUCUUCGGCAGAUUCUCGUAUAUCAAAAAUGCUGUCGACAAAAUAUGUUUCUAAUAUUGAUUACCAAGGCAAAGGUAAACCGCGGUUAGUAUUUGGUAAGAAAGGCUGCAAAGAUGGUGAUCUUAAUUGGCCAAGAGGGAUCGCAGUCAUUUCUGGAAGUGAUUUCGCCGUUUGUGAUAGUAGUAACCACAGAGUUUGCGUAUUUAAUACGCAGGGUCGGCUGUUACGUAUCUUUGGGAAAUAUGGCACAGGUAACGGUCAGCUAGAUAGUGCUGCAGGUAUAUGCUGUAACCGUUUCAAGGAACUAAUUGUAUCAGAUCGAUAUAACCACAGAAUAACUAUCUUUGACCAGCAUGGUCAGUUUCUAAGUAGUUUCGGUGGUCAUGGACCAUCUAAUGGCCGAUUCAACAACCCAUGGGGCGUCGCUGUCGACGACGGUGGUAUGAUCUACGUCGUCGACAAGGACAACCAUAGAAUACAAAUAUUUGAUGCAAAUGGACAGUUUGUAAGCAAAUUCGGUUCAAUGGGACCCGCCCCUGGGCAGUUACACAAUCCACAGUUUAUUGCAAUACAUCGGCGUACGCACCAACUUUAUGUCACAGAUAGCUCAAAUCACCGGGUUUGCGUAUUUGACCACAACGGUAAUCCACUGUUUCAGUUUGGGCAGGAGGGAUUCCACAGCGGGCAGCUGAAAUUCCCUCGUGGCAUUGCAGUCGAUGACCAGGGUUUUAUUAUUGUUGCGGACAGCGGGAAUAAUCGAAUACAAAUAUUUUACCCGGACGGUAAAUUUAUGCACAGUUUUGGAACCUGGGGAAUCGGUGCUGGGCAGCUGAAAGGUAUCGAAGCAGUAGCGUUGAUUGAUAGUACGAUAAUUGUGUCAGAUAGGGAGAAUCAUCGUAUUCAACUAUUCUGAAG
Molecule: messenger RNA, 2994 nt
Organism: Enterobius vermicularis (human pinworm)
Lineage: Eukaryota; Metazoa; Nematoda; Chromadorea; Rhabditida; Oxyuridae
Source: the annotation of a GenBank genome assembly